AUCAUGCCAAAAACCGACGCAGGAGAGAAACUACUUCGUAAGCUGGGCUACAGGCUGGGUCACACGAUAGGAGAGGGAACCUUCUCCAAGGUGAAAGUGGCCACCUCCGACAAAUACAAGGGCCCCUUAGCCAUCAAGGUGGUGGACCGGAAACAAGCAUCCCCGGUCAUUGUGCACAAGUUUCUGCCCCGGGAGCUCUCCAUUGUGUGCAAGAUCCGGCACCCCAACAUCGUGCGUGUUUUCGAGAUCAUCGAGGUCUGCAAUGGGAAGCUCUAUGUUGUGAUGGAGGCAGCAGACACUGACCUGCUGCAGGUGGUGCAGCAGCUGGGGAAGCUGCCCUGCGUCCCCAAGGCCCGGGACAUC
This is a messenger RNA of Tauraco erythrolophus (red-crested turaco), 363 nucleotides long. Lineage: Eukaryota; Metazoa; Chordata; Aves; Musophagiformes; Musophagidae. The record is from RefSeq and is a predicted model, not a curated record.